GGGCUUGCAGGAACUGUGGAAGGUGCAUCAGUGAAGAAAUGGACCAAUGUGUAUAAUCAUGGAAUCUUCUUGCUAACCAUCACCACCAGCUCUCCUUAAUAAGUGAGCAAGAGUGGGUCAGGGGAGAAGGAAAAGAGGUCAACAUGAAGCUAAAGCAGCGAGUCGUGCUGUUAGCAAUUCUCCUUGUCAUUUUUAUCUUCACCAAAGUUUUCCUGAUUGACAACUUAGAUACAUCAGCUGCCAACCGGGAGGACCAGAGGGCCUUUCACCGAAUGAUGACUGGCUUGCGGGUGGAGCUGGCGCCCAAGCUGGACCAUACCUUGCAGUCUCCCUGGGAGAUUGCAGCCCAGUGGGUGGUUCCCCGGGAAGUGUACCCUGAAGAGACACCAGAGCUGGGGGCAAUCAUGCAUGCCAUGGCCACCAAGAAAAUCAUUAAAGCUGAUGUGGGUUAUAAAGGGACACAGCUGAAAGCCUUACUGAUACUUGAAGGAGGACAGAAAGUUGUUUUCAAACCUAAGCGGUAUAGCCGAGACUAUGUGGUGGAAGGGGAACCAUAUGCCGGUUAUGAUAGACACAAUGCAGAGGUAGCAGCCUUUCACUUGGACAGGAUUCUGGGUUUCCGCCGAGCCCCCUUGGUGGUUGGCAGAUUUGUUAAUCUUCGGACAGAGAUUAAACCUGUUGCCACGGAGCAGCUGUUGAGCACCUUCCUAACUGUAGGAAACAAUACUUGUUUUUAUGGGAAGUGCUAUUACUGCCGAGAAACAGAACCAGCUUGUGCUGAUGGAGACACAAUGGAGGGAUCUGUCACACUUUGGCUUCCAGAUGUGUGGCCUCUGCAGAAACACCGUCACCCAUGGGGCAGGACUUACCGAGAAGGCAAAUUGGCCAGGUGGGAGUAUGACGAGAGCUACUGUGAUGCUGUGAAGAAAACAUCCCCUUAUGACUCUGGCCCGCGCCUCUUGGACAUCAUUGACACAGCUGUCUUUGAUUACCUGAUUGGCAAUGCUGACCGCCAUCACUAUGAGAGCUUUCAAGAUGAUGAAGGCGCGAGUAUGCUCAUCCUUCUUGAUAAUGCCAAAAGCUUUGGGAACCCCUCGCUGGAUGAAAGAAGCAUUCUUGCCCCUCUCUAUCAGUGUUGCAUCAUUCGGGUUUCUACCUGGAACAGACUGAACUACCUAAAGAAUGGUGUGCUAAAGUCUGCCUUAAAAUCUGCCAUGGCCCAUGACCCCAUCUCCCCAGUGCUCUCUGAUCCUCAUCUGGACGCCGUGGAUCAGCGGCUCCUGAGUGUCCUGGCCACUGUGAAGCAGUGUACCGACCAGUUUGGGGUGGACACAGUACUGGUGGAAGACAGGAUGCCUCUCUCACACUUGUAAUUCUCGACACAAAAUAAGUGAAACUUCUUUUUACAAAGAUAGAGAAACAGCACAAUCAAUUCCAAAUGGUAUGAGAUGGAUUGGAAGUGGCCAGCAGCAAGUUCUGGUGACAGGGGACAGGGUGGCCUUGGAUGUCUUUGGUGUUUUCUCUAGUGGAAACUAAAGCAAAGACCACAAGUUUCAGAGCAUAGAGACAUUCCUGCUGAGUCGCCUUCUGACCUCCUCGGCAAUUGCCCAUUUUAGCACUGGGCAUCAUAGUUGGUCAGUCUUAAUUCCCAUGCCAAAGGACAAACAGGUGUGACAUUUGGAUAGACGAAUACUGGGGUUGGCUCUGGAGCGUGUGUUUUGAAUUGAACCUUGCAGUCCUUUCUCCACGCCUGUGGAUUUUGUGGAAACACUUUGCAACCUCUUGUGUCUUUUUUUUUUUUUUUUACCAGAACUAGUUAAAUCAGAAUGCUUACUGUCCUACAGAGUGGCAGCAAAUAAAACCUUGCAUUCCAUCAAGCCAAAAUAGCACACUCUGUUGGAGGAGAUACAUGUUUCAGAUAGAAUUGGAGGGAAGGAUAAAAACAGAAAGGUGUUUGGGCUUUUAAGCCAUUGGGUAGUAUUGUUUUGAUGAUCUUAGAGGAGGGAAGAAGAAAGAGAGACCCACUGGUAGAACCAGAAUCGGGCAGAUGAUUGAAAUUGAAAAACAGGUUCCCUUGUAUUUAGGAUCUUAAGGUGUGUAAAAAGCAAACAUGACUUUGCACCUAAGUAAAUUCUGCAUUCUCAUAGUUGUAUCCCAAUUAACCAAAAAGUUGUCUGGAGAAAAUGCUCUUACAAUCUAAGCAUGAUUCUCUAAGGAGACUAAUUUUUUCCCCUUUUGCCGAAAGCAGUCCUUCCCAAAUUAACAAAGCAAACUGAAAUAAUACCUUGAAUAACAAGUAGCCUGUGGUCUCUGUCAUCCUCAUUUCUCUUCUGAAAUGAAUUUCCACCUCUGCCUUUAGGGUAUUUUGUCACUGAAGCUGCUGUUCCCAAGAGAUCAGCAACCUUUUUGCCCCUUUCUCCUAAGAAAGGGACACUCCUACAGGUGAGAGUAUAUACCUUACUGGUGGCUGGACUGGACUUAUCUUGUGAUUUGGGGCCACGGAAGACUGGAAACAAAGAUUUUAAGCCGCCUUCUUCUUCUUUUUUUUUUUUUUUUUUUUUUGAGACCAAGACACACUCUGUUGCCCAGGCUAGAGUGCAGUUGCAUGAUCUCGGCUCACUGCAACCUCCGCCUCCUGGGUUCAAGCGAUUCUCUUGCUUCAGCCUCCAGAGUAGCUGGGAUUACAGGUGCCCACCACCACGCCCAGCUGAUUUUUAUAUUUUUAGUAGAGACAGGGUUUCACCUUGUUGGCCAGGCUGAUCUCAAACUCCGGGCCUCAGGUGAUCCACCUGCCUCGGCCUCCCAAAGUACUGGGAUUACAGGCAUGAGCCACCAUACCCAGCCAAGAUUUUAAGCCUUCUGAGCCUUGAAAUUGAGGAGGUUAAAAGGAAGAGCCUUAAGAUUUUGAUUUAUGUCAAAUCCUAAUUCCAUCAUUCAGUCUUGUCUGGAGUUCUGAACCCAUGAUGUUAUAUUAUGCUUCUUUCUCCUCUUAGCACUCUCAAAUUUCAGGUUUGUAAAGCACAGUUUUCAUUUUGUGUUCUGGCAAAGUGAUGUCGAUGUGUAAGUAGUUGCAGUAAAACACAGGGGCAAAGGAAGACAGGGCUGAUGUGCCCGCUCACCUGUGGACUCAGAGCUAUGUGCUUUGCUCCUGCAUCUUGUCAAGGUGCGUUCCAGCUUUUCAUUCCUGUCAAGCAGAGGCGAAUAUUUAAACAGUGUGGUUGAAUACAUUUAAUGCCAGCCAUUGGAAACUAGUUUUAGGCACCCACUCUCAAAAACAGCUUUAGAAUUUAUGCCCAGUUUUCUUGCAUUGAAAGAUAACUGAGUAACCUGUAACUAUUUUUAAAUAGCAUGAAAUUAGGAAACUUUUGUACAUUUUAUAUACAUUUUGAGAUGAAGAGAACAAUGGGCUGGGUUAUAAAAAGGGUGUAUUGAAUUUAAGAAGACAGAGACUAGCACAAAACACAGAAUUCGUGUUAACCAAAGGAGGCAUUGAUUUCACUUUUAAGGCUACUCACUGUUGUGUGUCCAGGGAAAUUCAUAGCUUAGUAUGAGAAUACCUUGGUUAGUACUCACCCACAAGCUUCCAGGAGCCAGCUGGGAGGAGACAAUAGAAAGAGAUAUCAGCUCUGCUCUCCCUGUAAAGGUUAGUUGAACUAAGUUAUGGAUUUGUGGUCUUUCAAAUACAUGAUGCCUUUAGUAUGCCACACUGAAAUGAAUAAGAAGUCUGAAACUAGGAACUUCAUAACACUGAAGACAGAGAUUCUGCUAAGGAAAAAAGCAGGCAGGAAAGAAAAUGUCUCAAUCCUUUCUUGAAAGCAUUUGCAGAAAAUAUAUCAUUUCAUUUUAUUCACAUCUGUUUUCAGACUCGUGAUCUUAAAAGGCAUUCUGAUCAUAAAUUUAGAAUUUUCAUCCAUAAAAUUUAGAACUCUAAUCCAUAAAGUUAGAAUUGAGCUAAUAGAGUGGUGUGACAUGGCACUGACAACAUAAAUUUUUGUUCUAAGUCAGGAUUUCAGUAAGCUGGAAAAGUAUGUUUAGGCAAAUCUUAGAGAAAACCAACCAUAAACUUACAGCUCUAAAAUUCAGAAAGCGCUAAAAUUUCAAACACUGUUUGAAAGAAGAGGUCGGGGCCGGGUGCAGUGACUCAUGCCUGUCACUCCAGCACUUUGGGAGGCCGAGUUGGGCAGAUCACCUGAGGCCAGGAGUUCGAGACCAGCCUGACCAACAUGGUGAGACCCUAUCUCUACUGAAAACGCAAAAAUUAGCAGGGCAUGGUGGCAUACGCCUGUAGUCCCAGCUACUCGGGAGGCUGAGGCAGGAGAAUGGCGUGAACCCGGGAGGCGAAGCUUGCAAUGAGCCAAGACUGCGCCACUGCACUCCAGCCUGGGCGACAGAGUGAGACUCCAUCUCAAAA
This is a messenger RNA of Mandrillus leucophaeus (drill), 4411 nucleotides long. RefSeq names its product family with sequence similarity 20, member B (gene FAM20B). The transcript is spliced from 8 exons. Gene Ontology annotation, molecular function: phosphotransferase activity, alcohol group as acceptor. The coding region runs from base 144 to 1373 and encodes 409 amino acids. Gene Ontology annotation, cellular component: Golgi apparatus. Gene Ontology annotation, biological process: protein phosphorylation. The record is from RefSeq and is a predicted model, not a curated record. NCBI's taxonomy places the organism in Eukaryota, Metazoa, Chordata, Mammalia, Primates, Cercopithecidae.